UUUUGUUAAACCACAAAACUGUAGACUUUGAAAUUGCCAACGUCAUGUGCAUAAGAUAAAGAAAUAAAUAUGGCAUAAGUCUUAACAAAGUCCUCUGAUAUGGCAUUUAAAUCCAGCUUUGAUGAGCUGAUCAAGGAUAUAAAGUCAAUCUCAUUUAGUAAUAACCCUUCAAAUGGAGAGACUGCUCAACCAGCGAGCAGUAAACCAGAUAACGGAGUAAAUAUGAAAUCGAAAUUCUUGGAAACAUGGAAUAACUUCAGAUAUGAUAUGAGAUCUGACCCAAGCUUUAAGAAAGACUCUCCACUAUGGUUACUUGGUAAAUGUUAUCAUCUCAAAAAGCCAAGCCUGUCAUCAGAUACAUCAGAAAAUGCAGAAGGCAGCCAACAAAGCACAAGUGAAAGUUAUAAUAUGCUUCCUAAACACCUCAAGUUGUUUCUGGUUGAUUUUCAUUCAAAACUCUGGUUCACGUAUAGAAAAGGCUUUCCCACUUUGAAUGAUACAAAUUUAACAUCGGAUACAGGAUGGGGUUGUAUGCUACGUACUGCACAGAUGAUGAUAGCUCAAAGUUUUAUAGUCCAUUUGUUGGGCAGAAACUGGCGUUGGACACCCUCGAGACUAAGCAUGGAGCAGUCUGACAUCCAUAGAAACAUUAUAACAUGGUUCCUUGAUGAACAAAAUAUCAGAUGUCCGUUUAGUUUGCAUCAGCUUACUGAAAUAGGUUUAAGUUAUCGUUGCAAGCCUGGCAACUGGUAUGGCCCAAACACUGCAGCUUACAUCAUGCAAGAUGCUUUAGAGUGCGCCAAGGGAAAGACAGAACUUCUAAACAACAUUAUGGUUUACAUUGCUCAAGAUAGUACAGUUUAUAUUGAUGAUGUCAUCGAGAUGUGUGAAUGGAAAAACACAGCCAGUGAUGCCGAUCUAAAAACCUCAACCACCUCAAGCAAUAGAUCAGUUAUUGUGUUGAUCCCUGUCCGUCUUGGAGAAGCAACACUGAACCCAAUAUACAUCCCAUGCAUUCAAUCCAUGCUGACGUUGGAUCAGAGUGUUGGAAUAAUGGGCGGGAAACCAAAACAUUCACUUUACUUUAUCGGAUUUCAAGAUGAAUAUCUCUUCUACCUGGACCCACAUUACUGCCAACAAGCUGACCACCCAGCUGCUUUCAAGAAUGAUCUGCUGCAAAAUUAUCAUUGUAAUUCACCCAGAAAGACAAAUAUCUCCAAGAUGGACCCAAGCUGCUGUCUAGGUUUUUACUGCCGCGAUUACAAAGACUUUCAAUCAUUUGUUUGUGAAGCAAAUAAGUUUUUAUCGCCUCCAAAACAGAAGAUGAGUUAUCCACUGUGUUUAAUAAUGAAGGGCAGUGCAUUAGAUCAUAGAAUAAGAAGAAAAUCUGAAGCUGACUCCUUUACAGUUAUUCCUACAAGCAGUGACGGUUUUACUGAAAUAGAGUUUAAUGAAAAAACUUUUGACACUGAAGAUAAAACGGACGGAGUGAUAGCAGUCAGUGAUGAUGAAAGCAAAGCCUCAAGUUCAACUGAUAAGUUCAGUUUUUCUCUUGCGUCCACCAAGUCACUAUUAACGAACAUUUAUAAAUCAAAAUCCCCAAAACCAGAUCGUAAAUUCCGCUCCAUGGAAGAGGAGUUUGAAUUAUUAUAGAAGUUUUCCUACAUUUUAGCUUUUAAUUUAUUUUCAAAGUUUUUCAUAAAAUAAAUAUUUAUUUCCGUUAAAUUUGUUGGGUAGGUUGAAUUUAACCUGCACUGUGAAGCAAAGAAUUCUGACACAGUUGUUGUACAAUGUAGAUCAAGUGUUGCUGUUUUUGUUGCAUAAAUACAUCUGCCGUCUGGGGUGCAAUAUUAACCUGUGUAGUGUAUACUCUACACCUACAGGGAACCUAUAUGGUCAUGCCAAGCACAUUUUGCCAGAGUUUAUCAGCCCACUUUUUGAACAAUGUCAAUCUGAUAAAUGAUUUUUUUAAACCGACGUUACCACUGUUUGCUGUUAGCAACCUAAAUGUUAACUUCACAGAAAUAUAACUUUAUGUUCUAA
Ciona intestinalis (vase tunicate) is the source of this 2043-nucleotide messenger RNA. The record is from RefSeq and is a predicted model, not a curated record. Lineage: Eukaryota; Metazoa; Chordata; Ascidiacea; Phlebobranchia; Cionidae.